Molecule: messenger RNA, 2219 nt
Organism: Cryptococcus amylolentus CBS 6039
Lineage: Eukaryota; Fungi; Basidiomycota; Tremellomycetes; Tremellales; Cryptococcaceae
Exons: 2
Coding region: 32-2203 (723 amino acids)
Biological process (GO): maturation of SSU-rRNA
Cellular component (GO): small-subunit processome; Pwp2p-containing subcomplex of 90S preribosome
Molecular function (GO): snoRNA binding; protein binding
Source: RefSeq, a predicted model, not a curated record
GUUCAAUCACCCCCCACUAAUAAACAGCACCAUGGUCAGGUCUUACAUGCGCCACGGGCCGACACAGGCGUUUGGUAUUGUGACCUCCCCCACCGCCAACUCGACCUACAAUGGCCGCCUCGCAUUCGUUCCCGGCUGGGAAGACGUGCUCGUCUGGGACGUCAAGCUUGGCCAGCUCGUCUCUAUGUGGCACUCGCCCGGCCUGACUUCUCAAGUCACCCACAUCAAACCCGCCCCAACUCCCUACACUUCUACCUCCCAAGGUAGCCAAACAUUCGCCGUCUCCUACCAAGAUGGUUCCAUCCGACUUUGGACUUAUGAUUCUGAAUCACCAGAGGCGGAGGCGGAGGAGGCAGUGACAUUCAAUGGUCACAAGAAGAGCGUCACCUCUAUGACAUGGGACUCUGAUGCUUCCCGUCUGGCUUCUGGUGGUACUGAAGGAGAGAUCGUUGUUUGGGAUCGUGUAGGCGAAGUCGGACUCUUUCGACUAAAAGGUCACCGCGCUCCCAUCACCGGUCUGGCGUUCGUCCCCCACCCCAAGGGUUCGCAUGCUGGAUUCCUCAUUAGUACCUCCAAGGAUACAUAUAUGAAGGUGUGGGAUCUCAGCACUCAACACUGCGUGCAGACCGUCGUUGUCGGACGUGGAGAGGUCACUGCCCUUGCCCUGCGCGAGGAAGACGACAGCCCUGUGAUUGCGCAGGCUGAAGAGGAGAACGGUGAUGGAGUUGAGGAGGAUCAUGUUGGGGGGCGGUGGACAGUGACAACUGGUACCUCCGAUGGCGAGUCAAAAGUCUACUCCUUGUCCAAGGCAGCUUUGGCAACAGGUCUCCAGCCCCUUGCGGACGGAUCCUUACCUUCGCUCCUUGUCUCACUCUGCAGUCUUCCAGUAUCUUCCUCCACCCACCCGAUCAGCCAGAUCUCAUGGCACCCUACGCUUCCUCUACUCGCCCUGCAAACGACCGAUCGCGGUGUGGUAAUCAUGAGGUUGAGGACGGAGGAAGAGAUCAGCGCAAAGAGGAGCAGAAGAAAGAAGCGUGAUAGGGAGAAGAAGAAGAAGGCCAAGGGAAAGGACGAGAAGGAGGAUGAAGUUGAAGAGGAGGAUGACGAACCUGUCAAGUGGGAAGAAAGAGUAGCUGUCUGGUGUGUUGUGCGAGCCAACGCCAAGGUCAAGAGCUUUGCGUUUGCGUCGGAAAGCUCAACAUUCGUCAAGGGCGGAGUCUCUCUGCUACUCGCUCUCUCAAACAACUCCAUCGAGUCGUACAACAUCCCCUCCCCAUCCGCGUCUGGCAAGUCAAAACUCGCGGAUGGAUCAUCCCCCGAACCCACGAAAACACAUUCCAUCGAACUGCCGGGCCACAGGCAGGACAUCCGAACAGUGUCCAUAUCAUCCGACGACGGUGUUAUUGCCUCCGCCUCCUCCGGCACGCUCAAAAUCUGGAAUGCCAGAACGACUGCCUGUAUCAGGACUAUGGAAUGUGGGUAUGCUCUUUGCUCCACUUUCCUUCCUGGUGACCGACACGUCGUCGUUGGUACGAAGGGCGGUGAGCUCAUGCUAUACGAUGUUGGGGCGUCGACACUGUUAAAGACCUACAAGGCGCACAACGGUCCUGUAUGGAGUAUCGGUGUGAGGCCAGAUGGGCGAGGUCUUGUCAGUGGAAGUGCCGACAAAGAUGUAAAGUUCUGGGACUUUGAGAUGAGGGAAGAAGGUGAAGGUGAAAGGGUCGUCAGUCGACUGGGAGUCGAGACUGUGUACAAGACGAAGCAACUUGCUCUUGUCCACGUCCGAACACUCAAAAUGACUGAUGACAUUCUUGCCCUCAAGUAUACCCCCAACGGCCGUUUCCUCGCCGUUUCCCUACUCGACUCGACAGUAAAGAUUUUCUUCUCCGACACUCUCAAGUUCUUCUUGUCCUUAUAUGGCCAUAAGCUUCCUGUGCUCAGUCUUGACAUUUCCACCGACAGCAAAUUGAUCGUCACUUGCAGUGCCGACAAGAAUGUCAAGAUUUGGGGUAUGGACUUUGGUGAUUGCCACAAGAGUAUCUUUGCGCACGAUGAGGCGAUCAUGGGUGUCAUGUUUGAGAAAGAGGCGGGGAGUCACAACUUCUGGACGGUCAGCAAGGAUAGGAUUAUCAAGUACUGGGACGGAGACAAGGUAUGCUUUCAGUCCACUUUGAGAAACUAUCGCUUACAUGAACCAGUUUGAGCUCAUCCAAAAACUC